AUAUUCAUAAUUAGCUAUUGGGUUUCUACGAGCAGGGCACCCAUGGAUGGCCUAUCACAAAAGCGUGAUCAGUCUCACCUACGUACGUCAUUGAUUCUCGGUCUACCACUUAAGAUGGUCAGAAUGUCAUUAUGUGAUCCCUCCCUGAGAUUAUCAGCAUUCCCGACAAGCACAAGCAGAAGGAAUAAUCGGGCUUCAAGGAGCAAUUCGUUUGGGCAUUCUAUCGAACACCAGCAAUGCACUGAUGUAGAUUAUGAGCAAAGGAUGGAAGCCGACGACUUUAACCACAGCUCCUCGGAGAUCGGUGGAAAUACUUCGCAUCCUCAUGUAUCCACAAAUUAUGUUGGAAAAGUGAACAGUCCAUUACCUCAGACCGAAGGAGGUAGCCGGCGCAAGACUCUCUCAGCUCAUUUGAAUGUGUUGAUUUCCUCAGCAUGCUAG
This is a messenger RNA of Ilex paraguariensis (yerba mate), 441 nucleotides long. NCBI's taxonomy places the organism in Eukaryota, Viridiplantae, Streptophyta, Magnoliopsida, Aquifoliales, Aquifoliaceae. The record is from the annotation of a GenBank genome assembly.